AGCAGCCUUAGACGGAGAGACUUCGGAGACUUUGCAGUCGAGCGCCGAGCAGUCGAUCGCCCUUGCUCUUAGUUGCUCUCUGCCUCGCCUGGCGGGUGGCUCUUCGAGCAGCUGUGCAGAAGCCAAUAGUCUGACAUGGAGCAUAUCUUUACCCCGCUGGAAUGCCUGCUUCCCACUGGAAAUUUGAAGUAUUGCCUAUUGAUCCUUAAUCAACCUUUGGACAGAAGUCAUUUUCAUCAUCUGUGGAGCAAAGCUCUUCUAAAAGCCUGUGCUGAUGGAGGUGCUAACCAAUUGUAUCAUGUCACUGAAGGAGAGCGGGAGAGCUUCUUACCUGAGUACAUCAGUGGAGAUUUUGAUUCUAUUAGACCUGAAGUUAAAGAGUACUAUGAAGUCAAGGGUUGUGAACUUGUCUCAACUCCUAGUCAAGACUACACUGAUUUUACUAAAUGCCUUAAAGUGCUCCAGGAGAAGAUAGUGGAAAAGGAGCUCCAGGUUGACCUGAUUGUGACUUUGGGUGGACUCGCGGGACGAUUUGACCAGAUCAUGGCUUCUGUGGAGACCCUUUUCCAUGCAACUACCAUUACUCCAGUGCCUGUUAUCAUCAUACAAGCGGAUUCCCUCAUUUUCCUGCUUCAGCCAGGAAAGCACAAGCUGCAUGUAGACACUGGAUUUGAAGGUGAUUGGUGUGGCCUUAUUCCUGUUGGACAUCCUUGUAAGCAAGUCACCACAACAGGGUUAAAAUGGAAUCUCACUAAUGGUGUGCUCAGGUUUGGAACCCUAGUCAGCACUUCAAACACCUAUGAUGGCUCUGGAGUUGUGACUGUGGAAACAGAUCAUCCACUCAUCUGGACCAUGGGCAUCAAAGAUGAACCCAGAGAAUUUCACUUCAAAAUCCACCCCUGCCUUACCUAAUCUGUUUAUGACUGAAAAACAGGAGGAAUACAUCUGGAUUAGAAUAGUUAUAUGUCAUGAAGUGGAAGGGGGGCUAGUUUUUUUUUAAAUAAUUGUUUUCAUGCAAUUUAGGAUAUAACAUUUUAAAGGAGAGAUGCUAAUUUUUUUAAAUGAAGGGAAAAAUUAAUGGCUAAUUAAUGUUAUCAAAAUCAAUUAAUUUAUUUAAAACAUGAAUUUGGAUCAGUCCUUUCUAAAAUUUCAGAUCUGAUUAUUCACAGCAAAAUUCACCAAACCCUUCUCCUUAUCCUCCCAAUAAGUCAUCCCUUUGAAGCUGCUAAUAUGUUCCUCAGGAAAUUUUCAGGUCCUACCCCCAAGCCUCCACCAAAGGACAUUACUGUUGUCUGCUGUCCACUUAUCGCGUUGGACUGUGUUACAAGGUCUUAAGAGCAAAGCUUUGUAAUUCACUCUAUGCUUCUUGCAAAAACCUAUUAUUUUAUUCUAUUCAAAUCACUGAUAAGUGCUCAUUACUAUCAUUUUCAUCCUUAUUACUAUCCGUGAAAAUGGCCAAAAUUUAAUGACCUAAUGUAUUAAAUCAGAAUGGCCAGCUAGGUGCACAUACAGUGCCGGGCCUCGAGUCAGGAAAACUCACCUUCCUGAGUCCAAAUCUGGCCUCAGACAUUUACUGCCUAUGUGACCCU
Molecule: messenger RNA, 1589 nt
Organism: Vombatus ursinus (common wombat)
Lineage: Eukaryota; Metazoa; Chordata; Mammalia; Diprotodontia; Vombatidae
Gene: TPK1
Product: thiamin pyrophosphokinase 1
Exons: 9
Coding region: 136-912 (258 amino acids)
Biological process (GO): thiamine diphosphate biosynthetic process; thiamine metabolic process
Molecular function (GO): thiamine diphosphokinase activity; ATP binding; thiamine binding
Source: RefSeq, a predicted model, not a curated record